AUGUUGAAAUUUGUAGUAGAUGUUGUUCGACUGGUGGUAGGGGAUGUUGUAGGACAAGUUCGACUGGUGGUAGCGGAUGUUGUAGGACAAGUUGUGGGGGAUGUUGUAGGACUGGUAGUAGAUGUUGUUCGACUAGGAUGUUGCUGGAUUUGUAUUGGAAAGGGUUGUAGAAAGACAUGUAGUAGAGAUGUUAAACUGGUAGCAGGAUGUUGUUGGACUAGUAUUAGGGAAGAUUGGUGGACUGGUAGAAAGGGUUGUAGUAAGACUGGUAGUAGAGAUGUUGUUAAACUGGUAUCAAGAUGUUGUUGGACUAGUAUUAGGGAAGAUUGUUGGACUGGUAGAAAGGGGUGUAGUAAGACAGGUAGUGGAGAUGCUGUUAAAAUGGUAGUAGGAUGUUGUUGGACUAGUAUUAGGGAAUAUUGUUGGACUGGUAGAAAGAGUUGUAGUAAGACAGGUAGUGGAGAUGCUGUGAAAAUGGUAGUAGGAUGUUGUUGGACUAGUAUUAGGGAAUAUUGUUGGACUGGUAGAAAGGGGUGUAGUAAGACCAG
Molecule: messenger RNA, 548 nt
Organism: Lottia gigantea (owl limpet)
Lineage: Eukaryota; Metazoa; Mollusca; Gastropoda; Lottiidae
Exons: 2
Source: RefSeq, a predicted model, not a curated record